ACCAGUCCUGACAUGGCAGCGCGAUCCACCUAGCAAAGGGGCCGAGUUGCAAAUAUCUCUCUGCUGCUUUCGGAACUGGGCUAGAUUGAACGACGGCAAGGGGGUCUGUUGUAUGAACCAGGGUGCUGUGAAGGCGUCUGUGCAUGGUGCUGAAAGCUCUUGUGCUUUGAAGCCUUUGGUGCUGCAUGUGGGGCCAGUGGUCAUGGAGAGGGCAGGAUCCUUGCUUAUGUCUUUGCACAGAGCAGCCACCUCUAACGUAGACCUGGAUGUCAAGAAACCCACUCCUCCCAAGCUCCUAUGGCAUCAGCCUGUGAAUAUCUUCUUGGCCCGGCCUGUUGGGGUGGAGGAACUGCACCAUGAAGCUGAACUUAAUCUCCAGAGCUUGCUGCAAGAGGAGUAUGAGGAGCCCUACUCAGAAGCCGCCAGCGGCCAGACCUUCCGCUAUGCCAGUCCCCUCUCCGCCGACCGGCCCCGUGACUGUAGCCCCCGGCCCCCAGUACCCACCAAACGCCUGGAGUUUGUGUUCAUGCCUGCAGGCCAGCAAGUGAAGGAGAACGAGACGACGACACUAGGGGUGAGAGCCCCGGCGUCUUCGCUGAGCUUGCCCGCUACCCCAGACAAGCACACAGCCUGGACCCGAGCUGGUCCUCUGCCCUCCCUUGACGAGAAGAUGUUGCACCAGCCCUGCUCAACCCAAGCCAACAUUGUCCCUAUCAACGUCUCUGGGCAGCCGUUUGCUAGGCAUGCAAGUACUCGCCACUCCCUCUUUAACACAGAGACAGCCAUGAACCCCAAGUCCUUGCUGCGCCGGAGACGGACGGUUAUCGGCUUCCCUCACCUCGCCCUGCGAGACCCAGGCAAUACCAAUGGCCCCAUCCUCAGUCCUCCAGCGACCAUAGCAGAAUCCGUCUCUUGUCAUUUUGUCUCUGAAGUGGCCAACGGUAGGAGUUCCACUCGUCAGGUCCGGUCUCCGCAGGCUCGGCCACAACUGAGAAAGACCUUCAGUGACCUUGGGGGGGUUCUGCAGGGACGGUGUCGCCAGGUGCCAGCCAGCCGCACAGAGAACCCCGGGGCGAUGUAUGCCAGUCCAUCGUGCAAUGGCCCCAAAGAGGACUCGGUCUUCUCCCCUGCUUGGAGUGCAGCAUCUUUUGCCUACAUGAGCCCUUCUGCGAGCCAAAGCGAGCUGGCAGCGGACAGCAGGACCCAGCCAUCUCCCUGCGGCCAGAGGGUAACUCCAGACUCCGACCAGCCUGCUUCCUUCUUCAUUGGCAAAGACAACAUAGUUGGGAACAAUGGGUCUGGGGCAUUCUGUGCCUCUCCCGAAUCUCCUGUGAGUGCUGAAGGAGGCUUGAGAUGUGGAGGAAAAGAGGUCAAGGCCCAUUUGAUCCCUGCCAGCCCAAGUGAAGAGGAGUGCCCCCGAAUGGAGAGGGAGCGAAUCGCCUGCAAGUUCCGUGAGAGGUCACUCUCUGUCCCCACGGACACGGCCUCCCUGUGCUCCAUGGACAUCGGGGGCAGUGAGACCUGUGGCCUGAGCUAUCCCAGUGCCAGCUCGGAGGGUAGCACAAGCACAGACAAUGUCUCGCUGGCAGUGGAGCAGGAGGCCCAGGCACAGCAACGGCGGCAGCGCACCAAGAGCAUCUCUCUCAAGAAGGCCAAAAAGAAGCCCUCCCCACCGACCCGCAGUGUCUCUUUGAUCAAGGACAGCCAAGGGAGCAAAGCAGAGGGCAAUGACGGGGAGGUGCUGCCCCAGGGUCAGAGACCAAAAAGUCUGUGUUUGCUGCCUGAUGUGCAGGUCCACAGCCAAGUCCACAGGGACACAACCAGAGAACUGGAAGGUGUGCCAUACCCCCAGCAGUGGUACUUGCCAGAGUGGAGUCCUGGUGACCCCUACUGUUCCCUGUCUGGCUCCAGCACGGCCACUGGGACCACCGUGAUUGAGCUCUCCAAGGCAUGCGGUAGCUCCGAGUCCCUCCCCUCCCCUUCUGUCUCCCGGGCCACCACGCCAUCCCAGCUCUCUGCUGAGGUAAACUUGAAAACCUCCUCCCCAGGGCGGCCAGCAGGGGUGAUGUCCCCCUCCAGCGGCUAUUCCAGUCAGUCAGAAACACCAACUCCAACCAUCCCGACAUCUGUAGUCAUGGGGCACGCCCCACACCAGAGCGGGCGGAUGAGGCCCCUUGUCCCUGAAAGGAAGUCCUCGCUGCCUCCAGUCUCGCCCAUGGAGCGGAGCCCCAAGUCACGGCUGUCAUUCGACCUGCCGUUUGCUCCGCCGAUGCACCUGGACCUCUCGGGGCUGAAGAUCUCCCUCAAGGCCAAGCCCAAAGUAAGCCGACACCACUCUGACUCCACCUUUGGGGUCAAGUUGGGCCCAAAGCUGAGCCCAGUGCAGCCCGUCAUGCCCAUGGUGACGCAGCUGGACCUACGCUCUGUCCGCCUGCGCUCCAUCAGCCGCUCCGAGACCGAGGAUAACCUAGAGAGCCCUGAACCUCUUGAGGAGCCCGGCAAGAAGAUCCGGCCACCGGUGGCAGAGAAACCACCCCUUUCCAGGAGACCGCCGAUGCUCUUGCAUAAGACCCCGCCCGUCCAAGAGGAGUCCCCCGUGGGCUCUCCGACCUCUCCGUCGGCACCUCAGGGCUUGGUCCCUGUAGAGAACAUUUACUUGGUGACUCGGAGGCCUGAGCACCGGUGGGACACAGAUGCCUGGAGCCCUGUGGCACCGCCCUCUCCCGUGGCAGCAAUCUCUCCCGCACAGGGCCCCCCGGGGACGUUUUUCUCUGCUGCUCGGCGACUCUCCGUGGACAGCUUAGAGGAGGACGAGCAGCUGAAGCCAAAGCUGAUGGCAGAGAGAACCCCUGGGGGAGAGAGCCGCAGAACCAAAGUCCCACCCCCUGUCCCCAAGAAGCCUAGUGUGCUUUACCUGCCGCUGGUGACCUCCCCGAUCCACCCAGGGGCCUGUCAUGGGGAUCCAAGGUUGGCGGCCAGCCCUGUCAUUAUGCUGGACGAGGACUCUGCUUGUUCUGAGCUGACUCCCUGCAAGGUGCCAGCCCCUGUGGGCAAUGAGGGGAGCGUCAGUCCGACUGCUGCAGCAGCAUCUUGGGGAGACAUUUCAGGGAACUCAAUGGAGUUAAGGGCCGACGAGAAAAGCUUUGUAAGUGACAAAACGGCCGAGUCGAUAACUGAGGAGGACGACGAUGUGUUCGUGACAUCCCGAACCACAGAGGAUUUAUUUACUGUCAUUCACAGGUCCAAACGGAAGUUACUGGGUUGGAAGGAAUCCAGCGAUGCCUUUGGCAACCGGCAGAAUUCAAAGAACGCAGCAGGGUCCCCAAGCAACGAAUGCCCUCCAACGGGCAUUACAAGAACCUCCAGCAGGAACGAAGACUUUAAGGCUCUCCUUCAGAAGAAAGGUGGCAAGGGCGCUUCAGGCAUCCGCACAUCCGCGGCGGAACUUCUCAAGACCACCAACCCCUUGGCCCGGAGGGUCAUGACUGAGUUUGCUGUGGAUGGGACAAUCCAGGGCCCCAAAGCCCAGCCAUGAGUAUAUCUUGAGAAAGCUUUGUCUUUUCAUGCUACGCCCCAGUCCAUCUCCUGGGGACGCUGGCUUGGCGAAUGGUCAGGGUGAGGCCACUCCCCAUGGUUUCUUUUUUUUUCUUUCCUUUUCUAACAUCUUUGUUGAUUUUCUGGCAGUGGCCAAACAUCUUUUCCUGUUUUUUAUGGGGGGGGGUACUCCAUAAUCAAGAAAAGUGUCUUAAAUGUAGAGCACACCCAUCCCCACUGGAAUCAGUUGCACAUCUUUACUCUUAAGGGAGGAAACUUUAUUUCUGUUGCCAUGUUGGAAGACGGACCUGCAACGGGAAGGAUUUUGCUAGGCAGGGCUAUCACAGGCUGGUGUCAGACUUAGGCACCUUCUUUAAUUGCAUGAGGAGCAGAAUACCUUCUCUCUCUUUUGAUCAUCCUCUUCUUUUCCAUGUGUACACAUUUUGGGGGCUGGGGAAGUCCUCCUGUUCCGAUUUCUUCUCUGCAGUGAAGCUAGCUUGGAACUGUUCAGAGUUUCUUUGGCAUGGGUACUUUCAGUGCUUGUAGGAUUCAGUAUAUGGCUGUUGUGGCUUCUUUUUUCAAUUCCUUCCUCAUAAUCUGAAUUUAUCAUUUGCAGCUUUGAUUCCAAACCUUCUGGGGGGUGGAUAGAAGUGGCAAGCGGGUCUCUUAGGAAGAUGAGGACAGGUGCUGUUCAAGCGAAAGAAUGACGAUCAUUAUUCAAGACGGUGCCUGAUGCUCAUCUAAAGCUCCAUCUGCACUAUACAUUUAAAGCACUGUCAUACCACUUUAAGUCAUGGCAUUCCUCUAUAGCAUCCUGGGAAAUGCAGUUUGUUAAGGAUAAUGAGAGUUGUUACCAUAGGAGACCCCUAUUCCACUUGCAGAGCUACAAUUCCCAGAGUGGUUUCAUGAUCAAUCCCUCUUCCCAGGGAACUUUAGGCAUUGUAGCUCUGGAAUAUUUUUCUAGCCCUGCCAAAUCCUUGGUGCCAAAACUCUAUUAUCUGGCUAGAAGUCCUCACAAGUCUACCAAUCUGCUUCUCUUCCCAGUCUAAAAGGGAAUCAAAGUAAUGGUGGCUUCAACACCUUGGACAGCUCCUUGAAAGUUUGGACUAAAACCCAGAGUGAAUUCCACUGCCCCACUGACAUGGAGCUACCAGAUGCCACUGAAUCAAAGCAGAUGGCAUUGUUGCUGUUGCUGUGUCUUUAGGGCUUUGUCCUACAAACAAUGGCCUCUGUGCAAUUGGGUUUUUUUUUGCAGACACAAGACUUAGAAUGAUAGGCUGCUUGUUGGGUGCCAUCUUGAAUAGUGGGCCUAUGCUUAAACUGUACCUGUUCAGGAGUUACUGGUGGGAACAAUCUUAUUUAAAGGAAGAAUGCAAGGCAUUGGGUCUGAAUAAUGUCUGGAACAGCUAUCAUGGCAGGAUUCUUCACUUUCACAAAGUUUUCUUCCAGAUGUUCCUAAAAUUGCAGUGCUUUGAGUUAAUGGAAGCUGCAUCCCUAGAAAUGUUCUGAACAGGGUAUUUUAUCCUUGAGGCCCACAGGAGCUGAAGCCUUGUAUACCCUGCCCCAUUUCACAGGGCAAGGGGAACUCCCUUUCCGCCAUAACCACAUAUUUGGGGCACCCUGCUAACAUCUGUGCCUUCAAGCUGAAGCUUGCCAUCCCUGCCCCUCCCAAAUCCUAAAAACUACUUGCUGCCUAUGAAGUCUAAUGUAAUACACAUUGCAGAAUAAUCAAAAUAUAAUUCCUGAUCAGUUUAAUUUUUAGAAGCGGAAUGUUUUUUGCAAAUGCAGAAUGUUGAACAAUGCAAAGAUAACUGCUCUGUUUGGCAUCCUAGAGUUCUGCGAUGAAAAAGCCCAACAUGGUAGUAGACAAAAGACUUGUUUAUAACACACAGUGUCUCUAUUUUGUAGGAUUUGUAAAUUUGCAUCUUGGUGAAAGAGAUGACUCAAAGUGUAAUUAAUGUAAUGUAAUGAAAAGGAAUUAACAGUCUCUUGGGGCACCUUACACGCUGUCUGAUGAAUUGUGGCAUAAGUUGUCAUGUACUAGAGCCCACUUUUUCUGAUUCAUAAAAGUGUUUUCCUACAUUGGGAUACAUGUGAGUAAGGGGAGAAGAGGACACUGUAAACUAUGGGGGCCACAUGACCCCAGAAUUCAAGAGGGUAGAGACCAGGACAAUUCUAUGCAAAGAUUAAAUCAGUGGUGGGUAACUAGGGCCCAUUUAGAUGAUGUUGAACUCCAACUCCCAUCAGCCCUGGCAAGCAUAAGCAGUGUCUCAGGAUGAUGGGAGCUGUAGUCCUACAACAUCUGGAAGGCUGCAGGUUCCCCAUCCCUGGCUUACAUGUAUGCAACAUAACCAAAACAGAUCCCUCGCAACAGCAGUAAUUUGAAAUGACCAAACUCUUCUUAGCUUUACUAUGCUAAUACGUAUGGAGCAGCCAACCAGGGAUAAUGCUUCAGGCAUCUGAUGAAUUGUAGUCCACAAAAGCUUAUGCCACAAUAAAUCUGUUAGUCUUUAAGGUGCCACCAGACCCUCUGUUGGUUUUGUUACUAAGGUUAAUCUGGCUAUCUCUCCGAAAGUGGUUAGCUAUAUAGAGCAGGGAUGAGGAAACUGUGGCCCUUCAGAUGUCAUCGGACUGCAGCUCCCAUCACACCUGAGCAUUGGCCAUACUGGCUAGGGCUGGUGGGAGGGCUGGUGGGAGCCCCUUAACAUCUGGAGUGCCCAAUGGCUUCCCCGAUACAGAGAAAAGCCAGUUACAAACAUUUCAUCACACUAUAUAGCAUGACCAAGAAACAGAAACCACAAAGGGAGUAUGCAUUAAUUCGCAGUGCCUGAAGAUGCCAGGGGCACAGAGCAUCUUUCACCCACCACAAUGGUGUCCCCAAGUGCACCUCUUUAACUUUUUCCCAUUGGAGUGAAUUGUCACCAUUCAAAGAGGUAACUGAUGUGCUUGCCUUGUGCCAAAGCCUGCCCUCCACACACACACACAUAGUAGGGCUUAUCACAGUAUAACAGCCCUUCCCUCCACAUAUUUCCUACCCAUAAUGAAGGGCACUUUGCUGCUUAAGAUUUGGAACUUACACCUUUUGCUGGUGGCAGCUUCUUGAAUUCCCCUCCCCUGCCCCAUUUUUACAGCUGAUCAAUACUUUUUGGAGGGUGGGAGGGGAGAUAUUUACACUCUCUGGACUCUCAUCUACUCACACAGCUCCAUGGCCUUGCAGUGAGUGUCCCAAGUCGCCUCCCACUGCCCUGUGAUUUCUCUCUCUAUGCAGGGAACUGUGUUCCCUGUUUUUCACGAGCUGCCUCUGGUUUUUCCAGUUUCACAACUGGGGUGCGGGAUCCUACUGACAGGGCAAGGGGCAAGCAAAACUAGAAAGGCAGAUAGGUUUGGGGUGCAAAGACAAUCAUUAGAAAUGUCCAGAGAGCUAUUGCUUCUACUGACUGAUACAACCCUGCCCACUUUCUGCACUUCCCUCUAAUGGGCAAUGUCAGUCGCAUCUACUCACCUACUCUACUCACACCGUGGCCCAUCUCCUCCCAAGUUUUAGGCUCCUCAUUUUCACGGGUGUGCUUGCAAAAAGGUGCAUAUCGGGCAAAAUUGCAUCUGUUAGAUAAAUACUGCACUAAAAUGCUGACAAAAUUUCAUGAGGACUUUUUAUAUUAUUAUUAUUGCAAACUGAUUCAGAAGUGUAUAGAAGUGAAGUCUGGAAAAAUGAGAAACUGAGAGAAACCAAAAUUUACAGAUUUCCCCAUCCCUUGUUGCAACAGUUAUAAUGUAGAUAUGUGCUUUGCAAGCUCUGAGAGUCUUCUGUCUGUAAAGUAUACAGAUCUGCUUUAAACAUCUGUAGACCUGAGGUGUUGCCAGGCAGGAUUAGGUCUGUCACGGUUUCCCCCAGAAAUAUUGGGCAUCGUAAUUUGCUAAGAAUCCCUAUGCUUUCCCCUCACAUCAUUAUAAUCCCCAGGGUUUCCUGGUGAGAGGGAGUGGCUGUUUAAACCACUUUAAGAUUAUAGUAUGGACAUGUCUUCAGUAUACAACUGGCAAGCUUUUAAAGGACACAUUUUCCAUUUUACUUCUUUUUUUAAAUGUCCACAUAUCUCACUAGCCACAGAAACACAAGUUUUCUCCAAAUAUAAACAGCCCUUUUGUGGAAGCCUGGUCUGGUUUGGAUAUAAUUCCAAACCAUAGUUUAAUGAGAUGAACCACAGCAAGCCUUGGGCUCAUGUGCUCCCUUUGCCUUCUCUGGCAUAGCCAUGAGGGGGAGUUUAGAAGUUUUGCUGUGUUGUCCAAACCCAGAUAAACUGUGGUUAAUUAAACCUGUGGUUAGUUGAAGCAAGCCAACUUCCAACCGUAGUUUACAAAGCCGGCUUGUGCAACUUACAGUUAAAAUUAACCACAGUUUAGGUUAAGAACAACAUGCUAAACGGUGGUUGAUUUAAAGUGAAAGCUUCUGAUCUCGCAAUGGCGUCAGAGGGGAAGAGUGGAGCAUGGGAGUCUGACACUAGGCUCAUUCUUGGAACACUAAACCAUGGUUUGGUGCAGAGGUGGGGAACCUCUCUGUCUUGCCUUCUGUGUCCUUUAACUAUUAUAAUACUACUUGCUUGCCUGAAAAGAAGAUGGAGAGGUGGGUGGGUGUCACAACGUCUACGUUUUGUGUGGCUAGAAUGUAGCAUGCUGUACAAAGAUAAAUAUCACAUUUAUUGAAAUGCCCAUUUUUGCCUCUGGCUCACCCAUUUUUGCUUCUGACCUGCCCACCACUGGCAUGCAGGUCCUGGAAGGUUUCCCAAGAAGGACUGCUGCCCAGGGCCAAGAAGGCUUCCUUACCCCUGGCUUAGUGCUACAUUUGAAUUCAGCUUUAUUAUGUGUUCCAAAACAUGGCUCACAUGCAGUAUCUGCCUGGCUGGCUGGGACCGGGGGAGAAUCUCCUUGUUUGUCUCAUCAGCAGCCUGAUUUUCUGAUGGCCAAAAAGUGCUCCUAAUGGAACAGGGUAGUAACUAUAGCAGCUAGCUAAUACAAGCCAACAGUAACUUGCCACUUAUGAAAAAAGUGAAACAGGGUCUUUUUGUAAAAAAACAAAAACAGGGUUUAGAUUUUUUAUGUAUUCUAGAGUACAGUUGUAUGAAAUUUAACAUUUCCAACUCAGCAUCACCAAUCUAACAUUGGACUGCAGCAGGACUUAAUUUUCUCUCUCUGACUUUAUCUGAGGCUGUAUGUAUGUGUAUCUUUUGUGUGCGUGUGUAAUACAUAGGGAUGGAGGACAAAUCCAAUUAAGGUCUCAUUUAAAGAUGAACCUACAUCAUUCACCUUUCCAAAACAAUACAUGGACCAAAACACCACCUUCCUUUGAAAUUCACACGUCUCUGCAUUUUGCAAUAUAAUUCACUUGCCAUUUAAUGCGUGCAAAAUGGAUAUGCUAGGGUAAAGUGUGCAUGGAAAUGCAUGUAAGUGAAAAUAACGUGCAAAAUGCAUUAUAUUAGGAAAAUUGCUUAGCAAAAAAUGUAUGUUAGGCAAAAUUUCAUGCAAAAAUGGUAAGAGAAAACUACAAUGCUGAUGAAUUUUCAUGCGAACAUUUGUGGGGUUUCUAAAAACAUAAAUGGACAUAUUCCCCCAUCCCUAGCAUUAACACUGGUUAAAACAUGCUUAGUGCUAGCAUCAGCUGUGCCUCGAAAGAGCUUUGUCUCCUUUUGCAGAACUCUUGGUCUUGCAAAUCAUGCUAAAGAAGGGAUUGGGAGGAAGGAAUACGUGUUCUUCCUUGCUUUGCUGUGACACUGUUCUAGCCAUCUUGGAGUCCUGCUGCUUAUCAUUCAACAAAUGCACUAGUGUGUGUGUGUCCUUGGGAGCAAGGAUGAAAUUAUCUCAUGGUAAUAUAAGUGGCUAUAUAUUGGUUAAAGAAGCGUAGUAAGCAUGAUUCUGGCUGGAAAGUGUUUGUAUUCUUAAAUCAUUAUGAAACUGAGGGGAGAACCCUCUCCCUAAAUAUUGGAUGGAAACUCAGGAACCCCCUCAAGUGCUAGUCUCCUAAUGAGAAAUUGUACUCAAUUCAAUUGGGGCUGAGUAAUAAUUGCACUGAAAGCAGAUUCAAAAAAUGUGCAGAAGUACAUAAUGAAGUCUUGGACGAUGCCAUGUGCACUUGCAAGCAAAGGAUUGCAUGCACACUCAAACGAAACUCCUAAAAAAACAGGGUUUUAAGCUUGGCCUUCUCCCUUAUGUGCUAGCUUUCUACAUACAGGAAAAUUGGGUUUAAAACAGCCUAUUCCACAACCAACAGUCCAGGAAGAACUGUGCCAUAUGCCUUUUUUGGGGAGAUGCAUUUAAAUUGUCCCAUAGGCCAGGUGUAGUGACCCUUGGCCCUCCAGAUAUGCUGAACCUGAAUUCCCAUCAUCCAUGGCCAUAGGCCAUGUUUGCUGGGGCUGAUGGGACUUGUAGCUCAGCAACUUCUGGAGGGCCAAAGGUUCCCCACACCUGCCUUAGGCUAUGAUUUGACUUGGAAAUAAGUUUGCUUCCAAGGAAAAGUGCUGCAGUCAUACAGAAAGAAAGGGUUUCCUUUUAUUGGUUCAACUUGCAUCAAAGACAUUUGCUUUCUCGUCUUGUUGGAGAGGUGGAAGAAGGGCAUGAUAGCCCAAAGUGUGUACACUUUUGUGGCCACUCCAGUCUUGUUGGUGAAGCAUGCAUUGAAAAAUCACCAUAGGUUCUUAGUUGUUCUUGAGAUCUAAAGAGUAACUGAUGCUUCAUUUUCAGAGGAAGGAAAUGAUAGGCCUCUUAGCAAUGUUCCUUCUCUCUCUCUCUCUCUCUCUCUCACGCACUCACUCACUCACUCACUCUCACUCACUCCUUUUUUGCAAGAACCUGAAAAAUAUACUGGCUUUGUCCUGCCCUCUAGGCGAGAAAGUAACUUAGGGCCCUUUUCCUUCAAACUGGUCAGGAAGAUAAGCUCACUAUGGCUCCCUCCUAGCGUUUGCUCUUUCAGCCCAUAUUAAUUAUCUCAAGACUGGGCUUUCAUCUCUUUGUUGAGGCACCUGUGCUCAAGAACUCCAUACCUACCCUGCUGGAGACGUGCCAGGCUGCUGCAAAGCUGAUCAGAGAGGGGACAAUGAGUCAAAUGCAUUUUCUGAAAAUAAAUGUGAUCCAAAAAUGUGGCCUAGGAAGUUGUUUUGCAUCUUCUCUCCAAAACAACUCUUGGAUUUUGCACAACUUGCCUUUUCGUCCUUUAUGCUAUGAACGGGAAUGUGCAUUAAGAACAUAAGAAGAGCCUGCUGGGUCAGGUCAGUGGCCCAUCUAGUCCAGCUCUCCUGGCCAACCAGAUGCCCAUGGGAAGCCCACAAGCAGGACCUGAGUGCAUGAGCACUCUACCGUCUUGCAGCUACUGGCAACUGAUUUUCCGAAGCAUCUGACUAUUGUGGCAGAGUGCAGCCAUCAUUGAUUUUUGAUUGAUUGAUUUC
Messenger RNA from Rhineura floridana, 10964 nucleotides. RefSeq names its product NHS like 2 (gene NHSL2). Lineage: Eukaryota; Metazoa; Chordata; Lepidosauria; Squamata; Rhineuridae. The transcript has 8 exons. The record is from RefSeq and is a predicted model, not a curated record. Gene Ontology annotation, biological process: cell differentiation. The coding region runs from base 113 to 3535 and encodes 1140 amino acids.